AUGUUGCUAGCCACGAUUAAAACACCUGCUCUGUUUGACAUAAUCUAUCUAUCUAUCUAUCUAUCUAUCUAUCUAUCUAUCUAUCUAUCUAUCUAUCCUUUUAAUAUAAUAUUUAAUAUUAAUUUAUUUUCCACUAUCUAUCUAUCUAUCUAUCUAUCUAUCUAUCUAUCUAUCUAUGUCUUCUAUCUAUCUAUCUAUCUAUCUAUCUAUCUGUCUGUCAGUCUGUCUGUCUGUCUAUCUAUCUAUCUAUCUAAGCUAGCUAGCUCAUUCUCUUCCUCCUCUUAUCAUUUCCUUUUUUUUGUUUGUUUUGUUAUCGCCAUUUUUAUUUCGCCGUUUACUCAUUUCUUCUCUCUUCCUCUCCUUUACUUCUUUUUUUUUCCAUUGAAGAUUCCUUAUAAUUAUCCUUCUUUUUUGUUGAAUGCUAUUGUUCUACAAUUCUUCUUCUCUUUUUGCUCUUUCUAUCUUUCUCUUCUUGUUUGUCUUUUUUUUUUUAAAUCUGUCUUCUGUUUCACUUAUUUUUCCAAUCAUUUUUAUUUAGUCAUUUCUUCCACUCUUCUCCUUUCUUUCUUAUUGAGCUUUCUUUCACUUAGCCAUUUCUUUUAUUUCUUCUUCCUCUUCUUCUUCUUCCACUUCUUCUCUAAUCUAUCUAUCUAUCUAUCUAUCUAUCUAUCUAUCUAUAGUCUCUUACAACACUAUCUAUCUAUCUAUCUAUCUAUCUAUCUAUCUAUCUAUCUAUCUAUCUAUCUAUCUAUCUAUUAUAUACCAUUUCCAUCUCGCACGCCCUCCAAAUUUACAAACUUAAAAAAGGAUGGCUCAAGAUCUCUAUCUAAAGACCGUCCCACCUCUACCAAUACCCCCAUUACCCCAAAGCCUUCUUCAGUCAAAAUUCCCGCCUGCGCCCCUCCAAUAUCAGAACUAUCUAAAAGACAAAGGAGCCCGUCUCUUGAUACAGCAUAA
Acanthosepion pharaonis is the source of this 957-nucleotide messenger RNA. The record is from the annotation of a GenBank genome assembly. NCBI's taxonomy places the organism in Eukaryota, Metazoa, Mollusca, Cephalopoda, Sepiida, Sepiidae.